Oppiella nova is the source of this 1434-nucleotide messenger RNA. The record is from the annotation of a GenBank genome assembly. NCBI's taxonomy places the organism in Eukaryota, Metazoa, Arthropoda, Arachnida, Sarcoptiformes, Oppiidae.
GUUGUGAACGAAACGGUAUUAUUUGAAUGAAUGGUAGAAAUGUUGGACUGACUGUCGGCUCACAGACUCAUACCUCUGAGACACACAUCUAAUGAGCACUGAUUGCACACCAAAUGCCAUAAGACGGUCACAAUGGGCUACCCGUGCGACGGUUGCCAUAGGUUAGUGUGCGGGGAGUCUACAGAAGUAGUUCGCAGAGUGUACGCGUGUAGUGGCCAGAGUAUGCGGUAUGUGAGGGGCUGUGCAUGGGUUGAGUGGCGGCUAACGGCCAUUGUAUGGGUCGGUGUAUUGCAGUGCUAUUGCAGUGAUGCUAUGGAGAGACAUCCAUCGCUUGCACCCAAUCAGAGCCAUCACCACAACCCGCACCACAACCAACACUCCCAUCAUAACCAACACUCCCAUCAUAACCAACACUCCCAUCAUAACCAACACAACCAUCAUUCGCUUCACCCGACGGUCAGUCAGUCCCAGUCAGUCAACCACAGCCGCAGUCAUCACAAUCACAGCCAUAGCCCUCAGGGGCCCAGCCAUCCGUCACAGGCAUCCCAUCACACCGUUAUGUUGAAUGGACAGACAUCGCAAUCGGUGGUCAUCGCAGCCAACGACAUGCAGAACUCGGUUCACAAUCAGAAACAACACAAUCAGAACUCCAUCCGAUCUCAAGACGACGCGAUGGUCCGCUACUUCUUUCAGAGACCCCAAACGGAUCCCGACUUUCAGAACUACAACAAACACACGCGUUGGGCGUUAGGCGAUGACUCUGUCCUCGAGGUCCGGCAAAACGAUAACUCCGAACUGGUCUCUGAAUUCCAGGCACUGGAUCUCGAGACUGAUGGUUUUGCGUCGACUAAGAAGAUCUGGGGAAUGGAGGAACACAACCCCCAAAUGAAACACCCGGACGACCCCAAAGGGCUGUUCUUAGGUGAGCCUCAAUGGGGUCGGGACUCGACGUGGAGUACGGGCGGCCAUACCGAGAACGCGUCGGACCACGCGGUGUCGCAACCAAUUAUGGUUAACUCGAGAAGGAGUGGUUCCUAUCCGGGCAGUGAUCCCCCAUUAAUGCUAAGCCCGCGCUCUAACGACACGGGAGGGCUGGGCGUGAAAAUGGUUGAGUACGUGUUGGGCAGUUCGCCCACAACUAAGGACUUGGACGGACGGAUGCAUUCGCGUCUCAAAGCACUGGAAAAACAUCAGAAGCAGAUGAAAGUGGGUUACGACGAGUCGAAAAUGCAUCACAAAGACCCGUCCGGUGCCAUCAUUCAGAGCAAUGGGAUUAUGCAAAACGGUUUGGACGACGAGAACAAAAUGUUUAGUCGGACUCCCGGUUGUCAUCAGUUAGAGGACGACAACGAAAUGGCCAAAAAUCAAAUGAUAGUCAACGACAUGUCCAAAAUGAAGCCAAACGACGGCAUAAUGGGUGGCGGAAUGCCUUAA